Priapulus caudatus is the source of this 590-nucleotide messenger RNA. Its product is annotated as zinc finger protein 513-like. Gene Ontology annotation, biological process: regulation of DNA-templated transcription. The annotation marks the transcript as partial. Gene Ontology annotation, molecular function: RNA polymerase II cis-regulatory region sequence-specific DNA binding; DNA-binding transcription factor activity, RNA polymerase II-specific. NCBI's taxonomy places the organism in Eukaryota, Metazoa, Priapulida, Priapulimorpha, Priapulimorphida, Priapulidae. The record is from RefSeq and is a predicted model, not a curated record. The transcript has 2 exons.
CAUACCUUGUUACGUCUGGGGCAGUGACAUGCAGUGUUGCAGUGCGUCAAUGAUGAUAUUUAUUUUGACAUCUUUUUCCCAGCAGGAGAGCGUUAGCGAGAGCUCGAAACGAGGCAGAACUGAGCACCUGCGAUCUGUCUGAUGGAGCCUUCUCAUUCAGAUAUGCCACGCCCUGGAGGAGAGAAGUCCUACGUGUGUGAUGUGUGUGGAUACGCCAGCUCCAAGUUACGUUAUCUCAAGAAACAUAUGCGCUCUCACACAGCAGAGAAGCCAUAUGCAUGUGAUAGAUGUGAAUAUAAGUGUUCUACGUCUGAUAUGCUUAAGACACACAUGUACACUCACACAGGUGGAAAGCCAUAUAAGCCGUAUGCAUGUGAGAGAUGUGAAUAUAAGUGUUCUACGUCUGAUAGGCUUAAGACACACAUGUACACUCACAUGGGUGAAAAGCCAUAUGCGUGCGAUAGUUGUGAAUACAGGUGUAGGACCUCCACUCAUCUCAAGACACACAUCCGCAGUCACACGGGAGAGAAGCCGUAUGCGUGUGAUAUAUGUGAACACAGAUAUACUACCCUCGGUUAUCUCAAGAUACA